AUGGUCAAGUCUGCUGUCCUCCUCGCUUUCAUUGGUUCCGCUCUCGGGCGUACAUUCACCGUCUACAACGCCUGUCCAUUCACCAUCUGGCCUGCUGUUUUCACUGAUCUCAACGUCGGUUCUGCUGUUCCUUCUAUCGAAACUGGUUGGGAGGCUGCUGCCUACACCAAGCGUACUUUCACCGUCCCCGACAACUGGAAGGCUGGUCGUAUUUGGGGACGCCGCAACUGCAAUUUCGCUACCAACCCAGGUCCCAAUUCCUGUCUGACUGGUGGUUGCAAUGGCGGUCUCAAGUGCGACUCUCGUACUGGCACUGGUGUACCCCCGGCUAGCGUUGCCGAGUGGACCCUCAGCGGCUCUGAUGGGCUUGACUGGUACGAUGUGAGCUUGGUCGAUGGAUACAACUUGCCCAUGAGCAUCACCAACAACGUUGGAUGUCAGGUCGCCUCGUGCGCGGUUGAUCUUGGGCCAAACUGUCCUGCUCCUUUGAAGGGGCCUUAUGACAGCAGUGGCUUCCCAGUUGGUUGCAAGUCUGCCUGCUUUGCGAACCUCGAUGGGAACCAAGCCAAUUCCGGUAACUGUUGCUCCGGCUCCCAUAACACCCCCGCAACUUGCCCUCCCUCUGGCGUUCAGUACUACUCGUAUUUCAAGAAUGCUUGCCCACGGUCCUACGUCUAUGCCUAUGACGAGUCAAGCGGCACAGCCUUGUGGAAUUGCCCUGCUUCGAAGAAGGCUGAUUACACUCUUACUUUCUGCCCUUGA
Messenger RNA from Rhizoctonia solani, 762 nucleotides. RefSeq names its product pathogenesis-related protein PR5K (thaumatin family). The record is from RefSeq and is a predicted model, not a curated record. The transcript has 5 exons. Gene Ontology annotation, cellular component: extracellular region. Gene Ontology annotation, biological process: defense response. The coding region runs from base 1 to 762 and encodes 253 amino acids. Lineage: Eukaryota; Fungi; Basidiomycota; Agaricomycetes; Cantharellales; Ceratobasidiaceae.